CCCAUCCUUCUUCCUCAUCCCAAAUCCCGCGCUCACCUCUCUCCUGCCCCCUCUCGCCGGCGACACCUAGCCCCUCCAACCAGCCUCCCGAUGGCCCGCACGAAGCAGACGGCGAGGAAGUCGACGGGUGGCAAGGCCCCGCGGAAGCAGCUGGCGACCAAGGCGGCGCGCAAGUCGGCCCCGGCGACGGGCGGCGUGAAGAAGCCGCACCGCUUCAGGCCCGGCACCGUCGCGCUGCGCGAGAUCCGCAAGUACCAGAAGAGCACGGAGCUGCUCAUCCGCAAGCUGCCCUUCCAGCGCCUCGUGCGGGAGAUCGCGCAGGACUUCAAGACCGACCUGCGGUUCCAGAGCUCCGCCGUCUCCGCGCUGCAGGAGGCCGCCGAGGCGUACCUCGUGGGGCUGUUUGAGGACACCAACCUCUGCGCCAUCCACGCCAAGCGCGUCACCAUCAUGCCCAAGGAUAUCCAGCUCGCGCGCCGCAUCAGGGGCGAGAGGGCAUAGAUAGCGCGGCUUGAGGCGCUCCUUUUCCCUAGCGUCGGAUCCGGAGGUGUAGGGAUGUGGUAGUGGUUUUUUCUUGUUGGCCUGUCGUGCGUGGUAGUAGUAUGAUUUCCUAGUUUCUGCUGGUGUAACCAUCUUGUUACCAUCAUAUCAAUGAGAAAAUCUGUUCUUCCAA
Lolium perenne is the source of this 673-nucleotide messenger RNA. Its product is annotated as histone H3.2. Gene Ontology annotation, cellular component: nucleosome. The record is from RefSeq and is a predicted model, not a curated record. NCBI's taxonomy places the organism in Eukaryota, Viridiplantae, Streptophyta, Magnoliopsida, Poales, Poaceae. Gene Ontology annotation, molecular function: DNA binding; structural constituent of chromatin; protein heterodimerization activity.